AUGAGGAACCAACAAGUGUCUAACCCACCUAGCCCGGAAUCUGACCUUGAAGAACAAGUUCUAAAAGAGGAGGAGGAUCCCACGGCACAAGUGGGUGGAGAAGUUCAAGGCAUGGCCAUGGACAAACGUACACUAAAGGAGCUUUCCGCCUCGGGAUUGGAUAAUGCCGCACCCUUGUGUAUCGAAUAUCCCACGGCUGCUCAAGCCAAGGAUUGGUUAUACGAGUUAGCUCCCAGAACAGUUACGUCUUGGGAAAGUAUGAAGAAAGCAUUUUUGGAGAAGUUCUUCCCAACUUCUCGAAUCAUCCUUCUUCGUAAAAAGAUAAAUGGUAUUCAGCAAGAGGAAGAAAAUAAGUGUGGGGGAAGGUCGUUCGUUGCAAAUCUAGUGAGUUGUACAUCUUAUGUGCCAAAGAAUGAGGAAGCCAUACAAUCAGUCUACGGGGGCGAUUGAGUGGUUCUCCAAUCCUACCCUCCCCAUCUCCACCUCCAUAUCAAACCUCGCACCGCCUAUUUUGUGGAAGUUGUUAUGGGAAUUCGAGCAGAUUCUCAGUAUCCGAAUGAACUGCCAUAUAUUGAUCUUAUAGAUUCAAAGGGUCUUCAUUUUCAAAGGCAAAAACAUCUAACAAAUUCGAUAAGGAACAGAGCACGGGAACUCUCGUCUUGUUUAAUGCUUGUGUUAAUUUGUGAGGAAGCAGUGGAAAAGCUCUCUGUUAUCCCUGAUGGAGACUGUCCAUUGUGUUUGUAUCCUUUGGUCCCAGAAGAUGAGCAGAAAAAUGCUUUGCCAUUUAUGAAGUUGAUGUCUUGUUUCCAUUGCUUCCACAGUGAGUGCAUUACUAGGUGGUGGAGUUGGGUUCAAAAAGAAGAAAAAUGAAAUACUAGUGAUUCAUCAAGUGCACAUCUGCGUCAAGACUUGAGAAACCAUAAAGGUAUACUUGAGUCACAGUUGUUUGGUACUUCGGAAGAAAGUAUGGGAAACUGCCCCGUCUGCCGUAAAGUUUUUCAUACUCAGGACUUCGAGUACAACGUGAAUGUCCCAAGGCAAAUAUUUGAGGCCCGAUUGAAGUUACAGCAAGAAAACAGUGGUUUAAUCGAACCUAAAAAAGAUCUUGUCGUGUUGCCUGGUAUGGUGCUUCCAGUCUCACCAUCAGUCUCCGUGGCCGACAAUGAAUCUACUGAACAGCAACAAAGAGAGCCCCCCUCACCUCAGAAAUGCAUUCUGGUGGUUCCUCGGGUAGGCUGAAUACCCAUGAGCAGAGGAGUUCACGCUCAAAGAAGCCGAGAGUACGUAAUUCACGACGACCUAUCGAACAGUGGAUACAGAGAGAAUGAAAGGGCAGAGUGAGCACUUGAUAUGACUCUUGAGGGAGUUUUCUGUUUCCCUGAAGUAUUCAUAUGUUAGCCAAGGAUGACCAAAUUGUAAAAGAAAAGGAAGAAAUAAAGAAAGAAAAACAGAGGGAGAGACAAAAUAAAAUCGAAAUACCUGGCUGUUCUCUAUGUACGUUAAUCGUCAUUUUUAUCGUCUCUGUACGGAAAUGCUGAGUUUUUGUGUGUAAGUUCACUCAAAUUUGGGUGUGAAAUUUCAAGGUAUAAAAGUACAGUUUCUCUCCCUGUGAGAGCUUUUCUCUCCUAUGUGAGAGGCUUUUUUACCGCCGUAUGAGAGCUUUUCGGAUUGGGUACCACCUCUACUUAUUGCAUUUUGUCGCUAAUCUUUGGGAGGGUGUGUAAGCUUUAGCUCGGGUAUCCGCACCACCACCCUUGUUCACCCUUGUUGGUCACUCCUGUUGCUCACCCUUGUCAGCGAUGUUAUUUGUGGGUUCUUUCUACCGCAUGCCUUUUCAAUCUCAUGGCUGCUAUCCCGGUGUUGGUCUUUGGAGGAUGAUGUGACCAAUGUCCUCACCAAUUAUGGGUUAUCUUAUGGUCUGAUCUUAGGUGAUCGUGGAGGGUGGUUGAUCAUGACGAUUGUGAUGUGGUUCUCUGGUGGCAGCGACGGCAACGGCGACAUUGACGUCGUAUGCAGCUCCAGGAAGCCUAGCUAUCUAGGGUUUUUUCUGUGCUUUGUUUGUAUGUGUUGAUCUCCAAGGUUGGUAUUGGGCCUUUGUAUUUUGUGUGUUGUGGCCCUUUUUAUUUUGAUGUGAUUAUUUGG
This is a messenger RNA of Malus domestica (apple), 2142 nucleotides long. NCBI's taxonomy places the organism in Eukaryota, Viridiplantae, Streptophyta, Magnoliopsida, Rosales, Rosaceae. The record is from RefSeq and is a predicted model, not a curated record.